CUGGAGAAUUGCGGUUAUGACAGUUAGUCCUGGUUUUCUUCUCUGCUCGGUCCCUCGCUAUAACAAGAACUCAGCAGUCUGAGGUUUUUCCUUGUCAACGGAGAUUAAUGGCUCAACUUCUCCGACUUCCACCGCCAUACUAUUCGUCUUGUUCCCCUUCUCUCUUUCACCUGAAGCUCAGAAUCCCUACUAGGAUAGGCGGAACCCGGAUUGCCAACCAUUUUCCAGUCUCCUUUUCCCUCAGAGCAUCCUCUACGCUUGCAACCGACGCCGCCCCCUGCAAUGACUCGUCUCCGCCGAUCAAAUUGGCGUCCCUUACUGCGCUCAAGCCGUACCUCCAAUCUGAGUGGCGGCCGAUCAUCUCUGGCUGGCUCUGCAGUGCAAUAUCGGUCUACUCGCUCUCGAGAAUCGUCCCUCUGGCGGGAAAGCUCUCUUCUGUAAUGGCCACUGAAAAUUUGAUGAGCCUGAGAAACGAGGGUCUGAUAUUGGGGGUUCUUGUUUUGACUCGAAUUGUGGCGAAUUAUUUGCAGCAGGCGUUUUUGUGGGAGGCCGCGUUGAAUUGUGUGUACAAAGUUAGGGUUUUUGUGUUCAAUAGGGUUCUGCAGAGAGAUUUGGGGUUCUUUGAGGGUGAAAAAGGAAUUUUACCUGGCGAUGUCGCUCACCGGAUAUCGGCCGAGGCAGAGGAUAUAGCUGACACUGUAUAUUCUCUCCUGAAUACAAUUAUACCAAGCACCCUGCAAUUAUCUGCUAUGGCUACUCAGAUGUUAGUCAUAAGCCCUGUGCUCUCACUAAUUUCUGCACUGGUGAUUCCAUCAAUGGCUCUCAUAAUUGGAUUGCUUGGAGAAAAACUUCGUACAAUAUCAAACAAGGCACAACUUAGUACAGCUGCUAUGUCAGCCUACCUAAAUGAGGUACUCCCUUCAAUUCUUUUUGUCAAGGCAAACAAUGCAGAAUCCAGUGAACGUAUAAGAUUCAAGUUGCUUGCUUCUGCUGACCUCUCUGCGUGUUUGAAAAAGAAGCAGAUGAAGGUUUUAAUUCCUCAGAUAGUGCAGAUGAUGUUUUUCGGGGUUCUAUUCAUGUUCGGUGCCAGUUCAUUCGUAGUUUCAAGCGGCAUAUUCAAUUUCUUCACCAUGGUUUCUUUCAUAACAUCACUGGUUCUGUUGAUUGAUCCUAUCCAGGGUGUGGGAAAAGCAUACAACGAGUUAAAACAAGGGGAACCAGCUAUAGAGCGGUUGUUCAAUUUGACCUUGUUCAAAUCCCAGGUAAUUGAGAAACCAGAUGCAGUUGAUUUGGCAUCUAUUACAGGAGAAGUGAAAGUUUGUGGCCUUUCUUUUACAUAUGGAGACAGUAUCACACCUGUAUUUGAUGGGCUGGAUCUUCAUAUUAAUGCUGGAGAGACGAUUGCCCUUGUUGGGCCAUCAGGAGGCGGCAAGACAACUCUUGUGAAACUUCUGCUUCGCCUAUAUGAACCUCUUUCCGGAUUGAUAUUAAUAGAUGGAUAUGACAUUCGAAAUAUUCAGUUAGAGAGCUUAAGGAAACAUGUUGGUCUGGUUUCUCAAGAUACGGUACUCUUUUCAGGGACUAUUGCUGAGAACAUUGGGUACAGGGAUCUAAUAAGUGGUAUCAACAUGGACAGCGUCAAACUUGCUGCCCAAAUUGCAAAUGCUGAUGAAUUCAUUAGAAGUCUCCCUGAUCAGUACCAGACCACUGUUGGGCCCAGGGGCUCAAACUUUAGUGGAGGCCAAAAGCAAAGACUAGCUAUUGCAAGAGCACUCUACCAGAAUCCAUCUAUUCUUAUUCUAGAUGAAGCAACUUCUGCAUUAGACAGCAGAUCCGAGUUCUUGGUGAGGCAAGCUCUGCAGCGGUUAUUGCGAAAUCGCACAGUAUUGGUGAUUGCCCAUCGAUUGGAAACUGUUCAAAUGGCUGAAAGAAUUUUCAUGCUAAAUGAUGGAAAGCUGCAGCAGCUGAGUCAUUCUGAUCUUUUGGAUGGUAAACAUGGAUCACUAGCAACAGCCCUUGUACUGUAGUAAUAUCCUAGGGCGGACACUGUUUCACAGUCAGGCUAGCUAUGGAAAUUCUCCCGUUGGCUUAAAGUGUUCCCACAACGCUAUUCCACAUCACGCAGAGGAACGCUUGAAUUAGAUCGAACACGCCUGGAUUUGUUAUUGUAUUCAUACUGCAGCUAUUUGUGUGCUUCAAAUUCAGUUAUUUAUGCAAAGUAGUCCACUUGUGUAAUGACAUUUUGAGUUGCUUCUACUGCUCCUUUUUCAUUCAUUAACAAUGGUAAGAUUUCCCCGGUGCCGUUCUAAUUGUUUGGCAGGAUUGGUU
This is a messenger RNA of Sesamum indicum (sesame), 2328 nucleotides long. RefSeq names its product ABC2 homolog 12 (gene ABCB29). Gene Ontology annotation, cellular component: membrane. The record is from RefSeq and is a predicted model, not a curated record. NCBI's taxonomy places the organism in Eukaryota, Viridiplantae, Streptophyta, Magnoliopsida, Lamiales, Pedaliaceae. Gene Ontology annotation, biological process: transmembrane transport. Gene Ontology annotation, molecular function: ATP hydrolysis activity; ABC-type transporter activity; ATP binding.